Molecule: messenger RNA, 1444 nt
Organism: Aspergillus ibericus CBS 121593
Lineage: Eukaryota; Fungi; Ascomycota; Eurotiomycetes; Eurotiales; Aspergillaceae
Product: amidohydrolase family protein
Exons: 1
Coding region: 174-1244 (356 amino acids)
Biological process (GO): secondary metabolic process
Cellular component (GO): cytosol; cytoplasm
Molecular function (GO): hydrolase activity; carboxy-lyase activity
Source: RefSeq, a predicted model, not a curated record
UUGUGUCAUGAAACAUCAUGGGGCUUUUACCAUGGCUUGAUGCUGCCACGAAUCUAUAUAAUCCCCUUCCUGCACCCAGACUGGGGCUCAUCUCAAGCAACGAGCUUUCACUUUCUCCUUAACUCUUCUUUGCAGAAUCAAUUGCAUCAACCGGUUCAAUCAAAUCAAUCAAUAUGCGUGGAAAGGUCGCCAUCGAGGAAGCCUUCGAGCUGAAAGACGCCACCGGCGAGAUCGAGGCCCAGGCAGCCCUUUACAUUGCCCCAAAUGAUGUCGAACGUUACAAGCGACAGAUCGUGUCGAUCACGGACGAGCGCUUGGAGCUAUCCGACAAAAAUGGCAUUGGAUACACCAUCCUCUCCUUGACCGUCCCAGGUAUCCAGGGCAUCACAGACCAGAAAGAGGCCGAGCAGAAGGCCGAGAAGGUGAACAAUUACAUCCAUGACCAGAUCAAGGGACACCGCGACAGACUGGGAGCAUUUGCGGCGCUGUCGAUGCAUGACCCCCGCCAAGCAGGACAAGAGCUCCGCCGCUGCGUGAAGGAGUUGGGUUUUCACGGGGCCCUGCUGAACGAUGUUCAACAUACCGGAAAGGGGGACGACGAUGAGCCUCUCUUCUACGAUCAGCCCGACUAUGACGAGUUCUGGAGGGUGGCUGUGGAACUGGACGUGCCGGUCUAUCUGCAUCCUGCUGCACCUUUGCGGGAUACCGUGAACUAUCGACAGCUCUACGAGGACCGGAAGUAUCUCGUUGGCCCACCACAGAGCUACUGCAACGGGGUCGCGCUACACCUGAUGGGCCUGAUCAGCAACGGAGUGUUUGAUCGGUUCCCUAAUUUGAAGGUCAUUGUUGGACACAUGGGCGAGCGGAUCCCGUUUGAUUUCUGGCGCAUGAAUCACUGGAUCAAGAAUGUGGAGCAGCCUCUGGCCCAGAAGAACGGCGAUACCAUUUGCGAGAGGGAGCCACUCGAAUACUUCAGGCGCAACAUCUACAUCACUACCAGUGGGCAUUUCUGCACUCUGAACUUGCGGUACCUGUACGAAUACCUAGGCGAUGAGCGGCUGAUCUUCAGCGUUGACUUCCCCUACGAACGGAUGGAGCACGGCUGCAGCUGGUAUGAUGACGAUGCGGAGAACAUCAAGAAGGCGCUGGGAGGACGAGACGGAUACCUCCGCGUUGGCCGGGACAACGCCAGAAGGUUGUUUAAGCUGAGCAAGUUCAAGGACUGCGAUGCGCCUGUUGCUUGAACACGACCAGCAGCACAUGUAGCUUGAAGGGAUUUGACGGCUUGGGCAUUUGUUUGGAUUUACUCUGCGUUUGUCUGACUGUGGAGAUGAGUUGAAAAGCAAUCUGGUUUGCAUGCGUUUGGUCUUGUUGAGUCCUAAUUUGAUGGCUCGCUGUGCUUAAUUAAUCAUUACAAACAGGUCAAUUGAGUGUUCGUUCUGGC